Messenger RNA from Schistosoma mattheei, 6405 nucleotides. Lineage: Eukaryota; Metazoa; Platyhelminthes; Trematoda; Strigeidida; Schistosomatidae. The record is from the annotation of a GenBank genome assembly.
AUGGAUCCGGAUAAGGCCCAUGCUUUGCGAGUUUGUGGCCCAAUGAUAGUCCAAUCUCUUGAUCCAGACGCUAUCCUGGAUUAUCUCUUCUCGAAAAAUUGGAUAUCUCAUAAUGAAAUAGAGCUCAUUGGAUUAGAGAAGACAGCACAAAAUAAGUCCAGAAAAAUCCUCGAAAUAAUACGCUUACGUCCAUCUGGGGCAUUCGAUGACUUCUUAGUGGCUCUGGAUUGUGAAGGUUCAUUUUUAGCAGCUGAGAUCCGUAAGCACAUUGCACCUUCUCCAACUAGGAAAAAAGAGCAUAGCCUGUCAGAUUUAAGAGAAUUACUACUUGAAGGGGCAGUUCCAGAUAAGCCUUCUCGCUACAUUAAUCGUCCGGAUCUAGUGAGUGCUCUUUCCAACAAAUUACGAGCGUUAGCUGACCACUUCAGAGUUGAUAAAAUACCUGCAGAUAAGUUAGCUGAAAUAGAUAUUACACCGCGAUUUCAAGACUGCUCAAAAGUUAUGAAUAAUCUCAAUCCUCCUCCUACUAAUGCUUGGCUAUUGAUUCAUGGGUCUCCUGGGUCAGGCAAGUCAGUUUUAUCAGCCAGUGUUCUGCGUCAAGAACCAACUCUUCUUGCUGACUGUUUUCCAGGAGGUGUGAUCUGGAUGCAUGUUGGACCACUUUUUGUCAAUACUUCAAAUUCUGAUACCGUCUCAUAUCCUAAACAGAACAUCAUACAAUUAGUUGAUCGAUUAGCAUAUAGAGUAAGUCAACUGGGGGAUCAUGUUCACGAUGCAAAUACGAACCAUAAUCUGUCCGAGUCCCUUCACUUUCCAACUAGUCAUUCACUAACAUUAGAUGAUAGUCUUGAAAGACUUAGAAGAUCUUUAAUUCGUAAGCAGCAACGCACAUCUUGGGGCCCGGAUGAGAAUGGUAAUCUAAUUACUUCCUUGCUGCUGAUUAUUCUCGAUGAUGUAUGGGAUAUUGAAGUUGGACGAGUACUUUCCAAUUUGCCUGGUGCCUUUUUGGUUACUUCACGGGAUUUAGAUAUUUUGGAGCGAGUAGAAACUCCUGUAGAUAAACUACAUUUGCACAAUGACUUAUCGGAAGAUGAAGUUGCUAGUCUUUUGUCUAUGUGGACUGGAUAUUCAAUGGAACAAUUUAUCUCGUCUAGCAAAUCAUCUCAAAAUGUAAAAGAUUCUGACAUUUCCUUACCUGCUAUCAGUCAAAUGACAUAUGGAUUACCUUUUGCUGUUAGUUUGCUAGGAAGCCUCUUAUACAAUCACGUUCAUCGUCUUUCUGAUUAUAUUAUCAGUGUAAAUAGAACCGGAUCUAAAUUUCUUGAUUGGGUGGCUAUUAAACGUCCUAGUGCCUAUGGUUAUGAUUCUAUAUUUCAGGCUUUUGAUAAAAGCAUAUCACUUCUGUCACCCGAAAAUCAAGCAUACUACCGACGUUUGGUAAUAUUUGACCCAGGCAUUGUUCUGACACCAAAAGUUUGUGGGAUCCUGUGGGCAAUACCUGAGGACAAGGCUGAGAGGAUUCUUUCUAUCUACACUCGUUAUUCUUUAACUGUUAGGCAUUGGAUAUAUAAAGUAGGAAAUUGUGGCUACACAAUACAUGGUAUACAGCUAGAUCUUUUGAAAUCAUAUAUCGACCCCGUUGAGCAAGCAAACUACCAUGCCAAAUUUAUACAGAACUAUUUUACUUUUUGUGGGGGUCGUUGGUUAAAACUUGUAUCUUCUUGGGAACAUAUUUAUUUCUGGAAUAAUGCCACUGAACAUUUGUUUAAGGCUGCUCAAUUGGAUAAGUUAGUUGAUUUGUUAAUUAACUUAGAUUUUCUUCGUGGUCGGCUGAAAAUUAUUGGUACGACACCCGUGAUUGCAGACUUUCAACGUUAUCGUGCUGUUUUUGUCACAUUGAAUCGAAUGGCUGAAUGGUUGGCUUAUCUUCGUUUUAUUCAAACAAACGCUUACUAUAUAAUUGAUCCAACUAUUGUUCAGGACUGUGAACGGUCUAGAUCUCCAUGCCAAGGAUCUCGUAGAAGUUCUGUGGCCAACUUGGAUCUGUCUCCUCCCAACUUCAGACCUGAUUCUAGAUGUAUAAGUCCUGUUGAAUCACGGCGAAAUUUGUUUUCAAGAAAUAUCAGGUCAAAUUCAAUUAAUAUACCUGAUCGUUCCAGUUACAAUACCACAUCACCUAAAGGCAUAGACUUACUGCAGCUGGGACUUGGCCUUUCCCAAGACAACCCUGUAUUUCAGCAAGCUUUCCAGUUAUUGACUGAGCGUCAUCAAUCUGUUUUAAAAAUGAAUCCCUCAUCCAAAGAAGAAGUGUCCAAGACUUUAUCAAUAGUUAGAGCAUUUAAGUAUUAUUGGUUUUGGUGUAACAGUCACAUUGCUGCUUCUCAAUUAUUAUGGGCCAUUCCAACAGGAUUUCAAGCUGUCACAUGUUUGGCUAUUGAGGUACCAUAUACCAUAUCCUCAGCUUUUACAAACGUCCUAACAGAUGAUUCGACGGAUACUGUAAGUACAGACAAUCAGGAGGAUUUAGCUAAUGAUUCACGUUAUUUAUAUCAUAAUCGUUAUCGCAAACGAUAUCUAGCUUCAACUAGUGAUGGUCGAGUUCUUCUUUUGGAUGCUAAUUCAGGCUAUGAAGUUGCAUUGCAUCAAGUAUAUUCACCUGAAAUUGAAGUGAAAUUUCUAAGCUUCUUAUCGAAUAAUACAGAAUGUUUAACCUGUGGAUCCAAUGGUAGUUUAGUAAUUUCAACACUUCCUGUUGCUGAGCAAAUUUCAGGUGAAGAAUUUUAUCCAUACGAUAAAAUUGUUUCAAACCAUGAAAAUGGUACAUUUCAUUUCGACUAUUAUGGAAAUCAUAGAGAUAGUUGUAAUUUAGAUGCUAUUGGCAGUGAUGAUGAUGAUGUUAGCAUCAAUAAUGGCUUUAUUGAUUCGAAACACAGCAGUCAAUAUUCAACUAGAGAAAAUAUCAACAUCUAUUUGGAAUCAAAUGACUCGGAAGUAUCUACUGAAGGGACAAUUAGACGUCGAAAGCGUUCAACUAUUGUUUCACCAGUUUAUGAUUCUUCACCCAUCGAUGUUCCAACACCUACUGUAUUAGCUGACUUACCUCGACUAACUGAAUUGGCUCGUGUUGAUAAUGCACAAUCUACAACAUUACCUAUAACUUCUCAGCCCAAUCAAAUUUCUUCUGAGUCAACAUAUCAACUUCAGUGUAUAGCCGCAAAUUCCUCCUUAGACCUUUUGAUUAUGACCGGUGAAGGUUGUCUUGAUUCUGUGUCACAUCGUGUAGAUGGAAUUGAAUCAAGUACCUACAUAAAAACUACACCAAAACUACCAAAUGUCUAUCACUUGAAACGUGGAAGUGGUGGUAAAUUACGACUUGAUUGUUCCAGAGAAUUGAGGCUCCCCUGUCUUCCUUCAGACCACUGGUAUCCACAGUUAUGUACCGAUUCUAAUUCAAAAGUGCAUCUCGCUUCUGUUUCAGAAAAUGGAAAUAUUAUUGCUGUUUGUUUAUCUGAUGGAUUUAUAUGGUUUUACAAUCUGGAAAUAAUCUGUUGGAUUUCCUGUAUUUCGACCAAAUUAUCUAUAGACUUUGUCACAAAAUUCUUAUCUCAAAGAUUUUCAAUUGAUGUAUUUGAAGAAUAUGAACGGUUGCAGUUGUUUGAUGCGAACACAGUAGAAGUUGGAGUUGGACCAGCUGCAUCUUGCGUUAUAUUUUUACCAUCUUUUACAAAUCAUGGCAACCCAAACGACAUUAAUAAUGCACCAAUAUUUUUUGCUGCAUCUUUAUCUACUCAAGUUUUGAUUUGGUGCUUACCUAAUACAGAGUUUCAAUUUUCUGAAUCAAGAAUAUUGGAAAACGAGACAUUGUGUCGUAAUAGCUUCCCUCGCUUACAUUUGUUGUGUUCGUGUGCGUCUACAGUAUUGUCGAUGGAUGCACGUAUUAUUGAAGGCCAAUGCAUUUUAGCUGGUGGAACCGCUAGUGGACGUGUUCUUAUAUGGCGUGUUCGUGACGGUUGUAAAUUAGUAGAAUUGAGUGUGCAUGCUUCCUGGGUCACAGCUAUACGUUUACUUCCAGAUGAUUUCAAACAAUUUUCUGAUGGAGAUUAUUUUGAUUUUCAUGUCAAUAAAAGUUGUUUACCUAUUGGAUUGCUUACAGCAUCUGUUGAUGGUAUAAUAAAACGUUGGGAUGUUGGCGCCGCUUGUUUGCCGACUCCUACAACUCCAACUCCAACUGGUCCUGUCUGGCCAUAUCCUUUUGGCUCCGGUUUAUCAUCUCAGAGGCAUUCAAAUUCUUCAAAUAUACAAAAUCCAAUUGCUGUACACGGGCUUUGGACCCAAGUGUUUUCUGUUUGGUUUGGUGAAUAUGGUUCGUUAUUAGUUGUCGGACGUCGUCGACAUUCUGCUGAUUUGCAGUUUCUAUUUCGACCAAAACAAUUGAACAAUAAUGGUAAUAAUAAUAAUAAUGAAACUUGUUCAUUCCAAGAGAUUACUAUUCGACCUAGUCAGUCAUCAUACUGGAAUCCACAAGUUCAGCAUACAUAUAUAGAAGUUGAUUCCUGUGAAUCUAUUGAUCAUCAAAAUCAUAAGAAUUCAUUGGAAAACAAUCAUGAACCUAGUUCAUCAAUAGAGAGUUCAAAGAAACCACUACCUUUUAAACAUUGGAUAUUGUCUACAGGAUUAUCAAGUUCAAUGUAUGGAGUUGCCACUGCUGUAUCAUUUUGGAAUGAUGGUAAUUGGGUAGCUAUUGGCUUUAAUACAGGGAAUGUUAUUGUAUACUCGCUUCAUUUUGAUGAUUCACAAUUAUAUGGGGUAGUAAAACGUUAUAACCUAUUGGCUUCUGAUCACAAUUUAAAUAAAACAAAUAAUGAAGAAAAGAAAUACUCAUCAUCUUCAUUGUCAUCUUCUACACUACACGAUCGUAUUCUACAUCUUCAUACGUGGAUGCAUGAAGAUUGUACCGAGUCAAUUGAUUUAAAGGAUUGUAAAGUUUUAAUUGUAGUUGGUGUCUAUGAAAGUGGAUGUGUAAAAGCAUGGUACCUCUCUGACGCUUGUCAUACAAUAUCGAAUCCCACUAUACCUUGUGUAAAUAUUUACCCUACAGAAUGUUUUCCAAAACAUCACAGUGAUAUACAAUCUUUAAAUGGUUCAGUUCAUGAUCAAAAAAUAAAGUCAGAUGUUCAAACAGGUUACAUGAAUGAUGCUUUCCCAAACAACAAUAAUUCAGUUGUUACUUGGUCUACAUGUCGUUUGAUUGAACGUUCUCAGCAUCCUUUCGUAUGUGAUUAUCGGACACGAAGUCUUAAACGACGAUCGUCACUUGAUAAGAAAGAAAAUAAAAUGCUAGUCUGGUUUACCUCUGGACGUGAUGGUCGAGUUUUUGGUCGUGAAUUAUUUCUUCCAGGUGAUAAUAGAUCAGUUACCGUCAAUGAAGAAAACAAAUCUGGUGUUGAGAGUGAUCGAUGGAAAUUGGAUUUAGAUGCUCAUACACCAAUGACUAUAACAAACGCUGAUAUUAGUCUAAGUGGCCACUGGCUUGUAACUGGAUCAGCAGACAAAACUGCAAAAGUAUGGUUUUUACCUUCCGGCACACUGGCUUUUGACACAGGUAUGCAUCCUAUGUGUGUCCGUUCUGUGGCUUUCCAACCAGUGGUUGAAUUAGAUGAUGAACUAAUUAUGGUAACCGGUGAUGAUGAAGGUACUUUACGUGUUUGGCGGUUGACAGCUCAAAUAUUAUGCAGUCAACUAGCACAUAUUCCUAAAACUGUUAGUAACGAAAAAAUUUCAUAUUUAGGACGACCCUUAAUCCAUGAUUUGCAUCUAUGUGGUGUCGAUCAUAAUCAAAAACCUACAAUAUAUAUUCCAAGUCCUGAUCCGGUGCAACGUUUCUCAUCUCGAAGUGGUUAUCUUAACGACAAUCGUCUAUUUAAUAAACGACCUGAUUACUACUCAACAGCUGCUGGUUAUGGAUCAACAUGGUUACAUAAAUUGACAUGGUCACCAGAUGGACGAUUAUUAGCUGGCCUGUCUGAUCGUUUAUGUGUUUGGCCCUUUGAAUCUACCCAACAAUUUGAUCUACCAAACAAUGAUUCUAAUGAUUCUUCAGAUAAUACAAACAGUCCUGUUCAUUUAAUGAGACGUGUUAGUGUUCAAGAUAAGUUACCCACUUUAAAUCCUCCUAAGUUCGAAAUACAGCAAUGUCGUGUAUUAAGAGUUCUUUCUUCUGGUGCAUGCAAUUUAACUGGGACAUCACCACCUUUAAUGGUUAGUCCAAGUCGUUUAUUGGAGUUGAAUUCUAACGAUAAAAAUUAUGGUCAAUUUUCAUCAAUUGAUCUUCCGCCUACUAUUGUAACAGUCGAUUCUAAUACAGGCACAUUAUACAUAUUUGAUCCAAUUGGUUCUUUGUUUUAG